GGACACCCAGGACAUCUUUUUAAGUAGUGUCUAUGUUGGGCAUGGACUGGUUUGAAGCAAGCCUAGGAGCCCCAGCCGCUAACGUCUGGGGGCAGGAUCAUGUCUGCUAACAAAGGCUGGUGGGCACCACCUGAGGGUGAGGACAGCAUGCCUGAGAAGUUCCUGAGGAAGACCAGGGAGUCUCUGCUGGUGCCUAUAGGCUUAGGAGGCUGCGUGGUGGUGGCAGCAUACAGGAUUUACCGGCUGAAGGCUCGUGGUUCCACCAAGAUGUCCACACACCUGAUUCACACCCGAGCGGCAGCACAGGCCUGUGCUGUGGGUGUGAUCAUGCUGGGUGCGGGGCACACGAUGUACAGAGACUACAUCAAGAGAACCGCGCGGGAUGCUGGGCAGAAGUGGGACUCCUACAGGCCUGGGGCAGUCAGACCUCUUCGAUCAAUGCCUGGCCGCCUCCCUGGGGACCAGGCAGGAAGGCUGCAGCUGGGAGCAGAGUCAGUGAGGCCUCAUGGGGGACAACACGGAUCCAGAACCCAAGCGCCAGGAUGA
This is a messenger RNA of Physeter macrocephalus (sperm whale), 546 nucleotides long. It is a transcript of the gene HIGD1B, whose product is annotated as HIG1 hypoxia inducible domain family member 1B. Gene Ontology annotation, cellular component: mitochondrion. The record is from RefSeq and is a predicted model, not a curated record. Gene Ontology annotation, biological process: mitochondrial respirasome assembly. Bases 100 to 546 code for a protein of 148 amino acids. The transcript is spliced from 6 exons. NCBI's taxonomy places the organism in Eukaryota, Metazoa, Chordata, Mammalia, Artiodactyla, Physeteridae.